Molecule: messenger RNA, 1808 nt
Organism: Priapulus caudatus
Lineage: Eukaryota; Metazoa; Priapulida; Priapulimorpha; Priapulimorphida; Priapulidae
Product: partner of Y14 and mago-like
Exons: 3
Coding region: 146-766 (206 amino acids)
Biological process (GO): exon-exon junction complex disassembly
Cellular component (GO): cytoplasm; exon-exon junction complex
Molecular function (GO): RNA binding
Source: RefSeq, a predicted model, not a curated record
UUGUUGAAGAUGGCAAAUAUUUUUUGAUUAAAUACAUACUCUUGAAUUUUUAAUAAGUACCAGAAAAGUCAAGGUUGUGCCUUGUUUGACUGUGGACUCGGAGUUUGAUGUGUACAGCUAGCUCCUGUUGCUGCUAACAAGAAACAUGUCACAAGCAACAGAAUAUGUGUCUGAUGAGACUGGUGCCAAGUUUAUCGCUGCAUCCCAGCGUCCAGAUGGCACUUGGAGGAAACCACGUAAAGUAAAAGAAGGGUUUGUUCCACAGGAGGAAGUGCCCGUCUAUGAGACAAAAGGCAGGCAGUGGGUAAAAAGUAGACCAACUGGACCUGUUGGUCUUGCUCCUGUAGUAAAGGAAGCCUCACCAGCAGCCCCUAUGUCCAAGAAUGCUAAGAAACAUGCCAGGAGGAAGGAGAAGAAAAAAAUUACGGAGGAAUCUGUGACAGAACAACUCGAGGUAUUCACAAUAGAGGAACCUGAUUUUGGUGAGGAUCCACAAAGUAAAUCUCAUAACAAAGCUGUCAAAAGUCAGCCUGUCUCUUCGAACUUGCGGCCAGUGCCACCAAACAGCGAUAAAGGGGAUUCGGCUGGCAUUGAGAAGAAGAUAAAGAACCUGAAGAAGAAGAUACGGCAAAUCGAUGACCUGAAAGCGAAAAUUGAGUCGGGAGAUCUGUCCGUUCCUGAUCCCGACCAGAUAAAUAAGGUUGAAAAGAGAAGUGAGUUUGUGGAUGAACUAGAGGAUCUAGAAGUUCUACUCGACACUCUUUAAGGCAGCCACAGAUUGGAAGCAAUCUGUCAUGCAGAAUAAACAGCUGUGAAAUGUGACAACUGAAAUAGGUUAUGUAAACUACUCAAACAAGUCUUUACUUUGUAACCCCUUAAAACUUCUAGCCGUACUGUUAUUAAAAUCUAUUUGGGAUAGUUCUUGAUAACUGGUAGCAUUGUGACUUACUCAUCACCUGUUAUGAAGCACUGUCUCUGAAAGAAUGUGCUGUAGCUAUCUUGUCUGCGAGAGGUAAAUUUCGCCAUUUUUAUAGUAUUUAACGUGCAAGUCUUUAAGGUCUACUGUGAACAGUGGACUUCAUUUUCACAUUGUUUUAUUAGCUUGUGUCAAUUUUCAUAUAACAUAUUGCUAAGAAAAAGGUACCACACAGUGUAGUGCUCACAAAUAUAUGAAAUCAUAAAAUUAAUGUACAGAGCGAGAAUAAAAAUUGCUGUACAAAGCUUGCAGAGAAUAAGGGACAGUUCCAUCUUCAGAAUGAAAUCAAUUUCAAAUAUUUAUUGAAUAUCAUUUGCUUUUUGUUAUUUUCCACCUCUGUAUAAUUUUCCAGGGGCCCAUUGUCAGAAACAAAAUUAGUCUUGACAUUAGUCUUAACAUUAACUUUUUCUCUUAGACCAUUGACAGAAACGCUGCGAAGCUACCUGAAUCAAAAUUCGUAGCAGAUUUCCUCAUAACAAUACAAAACAAAGUGCUGUCGACGGUCUACGAGACAAUGUUGGUGUAAAGACUAAUGUUAAUGUUUUGUUUCUGACAACGGGCUCCAGACUUGCUGCAUUUUAUCUCGCCAAGUCCUUACACAUGCAUUGUUAGUUAAAGGGUGCUUUUUACAGCUCGGUAAGAGACUGCAUCCAUCCCGUAACUUUACAAUUUUAAAACAUGUUUUAGAUGUAUACAAUGUCACUAUGUGUACUAUGUCUGAAUUACAAAAAGAUGAAUGAACAUCCUUUGGUGUUCACUGGUUUAAUCUUGACUGUAACUGCAAUUGCCUGUGGUAGUGUUAAAUAAAACAAAAAAUAUCUCUAAAUUGUUA